Molecule: messenger RNA, 273 nt
Organism: Dibothriocephalus latus
Lineage: Eukaryota; Metazoa; Platyhelminthes; Cestoda; Diphyllobothriidea; Diphyllobothriidae
Source: the annotation of a GenBank genome assembly
CGUUAUGCAGGUUUCGAACGCAACUCCCUCCUUUACUGCCCUCUGCCAAUUAACUUUGCCGACUUCAACCUCCACGUUAAGAGAAUUCAGUCCAACGCGGAGGCCACGAAGGAGUUUUUGGCACUCGACAACUUGACGGAUACGCAAACUCUGGAGUACAAAUUAACAGAGGAUCUGGCUGCCACGGUGCCCAAACUUAACCGCUACGGGAACAUGACGCCGUCUGUUGACAGGACUGCACCACAGCCUGUCCAACGCGACCCUCUCUGGUGA